Molecule: messenger RNA, 3321 nt
Organism: Xenopus laevis (African clawed frog)
Lineage: Eukaryota; Metazoa; Chordata; Amphibia; Anura; Pipidae
Product: leukemia-associated protein 7
Exons: 2
Coding region: 284-910 (208 amino acids)
Source: RefSeq, a predicted model, not a curated record
CUGCAGGGAGAACAUUGUGCCAUGCAGACAAUUGCACAACAGCAGGUCCAUUUGAUUAUCAGGUUAAAGCGAUUAUACAAGGAGAGCACAGUGUCAGUCCAUGAAGCAGUGUUGUUGCUGUUGUAUCUGUGCGAUGCACCUCAGAGUCGCACCCUAUAGGCACCCGGGGGUCAGUGGGAGGUCUGGGGUCGGACCACACACUGUGACACAGCACUAUUUGGGCUUCACACGCUCCCAACUCUCAUUUUGCAGCUGAUGAGUGUGCGAUUGUGACGCAGGCAACAUGCAGAGACCGGGAAUUGUCGGAGUCGCGCUCAACCACCAGGACACAGCGUUUAACACGCUCAGGGCUUUACAGCAGGACCGGCGAUCCGAACCCUGCGCUCUCAUAGCAGAAGUCAACCUGCUGCCCAGCACUGCAAUGAAUGGCGAAUGUGCCGGGGAAGGUGCCAGCUCGGGUCGCACCAGAACAGCCAGGGAAAUGCAGGCGGACUCUACCAACUCCUCAAGCCCCGCGACUGUCAGCGCGUCCAACCCACGAAGGACACCCUCUUCAGCAGGGAGUAAAGGCCCUACGCUGGCGCAAAUGGCAUCGCAGAACCGACUGUCCAGGGUCACCAACUCCACCGCGCAGCUCUUACUGGUGGAACAGAACGUACUACAGCACCUACCGCCCGAGCGCCCCCUCCUCAUUCAGCUCAAGGAUAGCAUUGAGUUCAGAAACAUCUGCACACACAUGGCUCUUCAGGUGGAAGACCGGAAGUUUGAUAAGGAUGUGAGUGAGGCCCAGCAAUGCUUAAGGACAAUCAUCACUGAUCUGAUCACUGCCCUCUCCGCACUGCAUCUGGAGUUUUGUGAGGCAGCCACAGAGGAUCUGCGCUCCAUACUGAAAAAUCUCACCGAGACCUGAGCAAAUAAUGGACGGGUUGACAGGACAUUUGAGAUACAUAUAGGAAGCCAGGAGUUGGUGUGACCAAUGCAAUUCACUGCACACAAGGAACAAACCAUAAAAAUGGUACAUUCUUUUGCCUGGGCAGUUCAGGGACAAUAUGGCUUCUCUAAUGUCCGUAAUAAGACUGUGGACAGUGACAAACUGGUGGACAUGAAUUGCCCUGUUUGGCAAGAAUUUAUCCUUUGUCCUACAUAGCACAAUCAUAUGGCAUGUGAAUAAUUAUGCUAAGUAAACAGUCAGGUACAUUUUAUUCAAUCAAGAAUCAGGAUGUCUGCUCUGGGGCUGUCAGCUGCUAAUAGGCGUUGUAGAGCAAUAACAGCUGUAGGGUGGACAGUACAUCUGAAUCUAAAGGUCUAAGCAUGGGCCUUAAACGUCAUGAGCAUAAAAACGAAUGUUAUCUUUUAAUUGCUGUCAGUAUUAUCCAUUAUAUCAAUCUGUUAACUUUAUUUGAAAUCCUGUUAUGUGAAAAUUUGGAUUUGUUUUCUUUUGAUUUGCACUGACCAUUUCCCUAAAGUUGGCCAUACAUGGAAAGAUCCGCUUGUAUGGCGAUUUAGCCAAACGAGCAGAUCUCUCCCUGAUAUGCCCUGAUAUGAUAUGAGGUGGGCAAUAUCGGGAUGAUCCGAUGGUAGGCCCUAGGGAACGAACAGAUGUGGCCGCGAUCCAACGGGAUUUUUAGUCCCGUCCAAUCGACAUCUGGCCAACUUUUGGCCAGAUGUCGAUCGGGGAAGCCCGUCGGAGGGCCCUAUACACGGGCCAAUAAGCUGCCGACUCGGUCUGUCGGCAGCUUUUAUCGGCCCGUGUAUGGCCACCUUUAGGCUGAUAGUAUUAUUUUACUUCUGUCUCAUAAUCAUCCAUGUUGAAAUGAUGGGAUUCGAUUCCAUCUGCUUUCAAGAGAAUCUGUGCAGAGCCCACCAUGUCUCCUCCUGCCAGCCUAACCCUGCCUCCAAUUGCCCCUUCCCCAUAGAAUGUAAUGCAGGCAGUAACCUAACAUUUGAACUGUUAUAAAAUAAACCCUGGUGGUGGGGAGUACAGUGCGCACCCCACUCUACAACAAUCGUUUUUUUACUGCUGUGUAGCAUCAUGGGCAUUACUUUAGCAUUCAUUUCCUGUAUUUGCCUUUAUAUAUGUCACAUACACGGCUGCUACUCAUUUCAUUUAUAGGGCCUGCAUUCACUGCAUAUUAAUGUGUGAUGACCCCAUCCCAUCCAGCAAAAAACAGCAGAAGUUGCGAUGCCUCUUUCCACAUGUCACUUCUCCUAGUAUUAUUUAAAGAGAUACUGACACCAGAAAAAAACACCUUUUUAAUAUCUAUCAUAACAUUAUGAUUGAAUGCUAUUUAUAAUUUGGCCAUAAAUGUAUUUGCCUGAUGCUUUUACAUUACCUUUCCUACCCCCUUUUUUACCUAUGAGGGAGCUGCCAUAUUUGAGCUUCAACAGUCUGUUAGCAUUAGAAACUCGAAGGGUUGUGAAGGGACAGUCAGGUUGGCAAAACAGUCAGGUUUAGGAACUAAACUAUCAGCGAAAAACGAUCAACAUGACCUAUAGGUAACUUUUCAUGUAGAUUAAUACUUUGAAAUAAAAUAUCACUUUAAUGGUAAGCGCUUUGGCUGAUGCACACAGAGAGGUGACAUGGGGACCUCUGCACAAAAAUGCUCACUUGAGUUAAAAAGGCUGUAGUAGUGUGUGUGUCUGUGUAUGUGUGUGUGUGUGUGAGCUUCUGGUUCCAUCAUAAGUGCAAUAUUGUAUACAAGUGUUUGGUGCUGCACCCACUUGCCCAACCAAUUUAUUUUCCACCCCCAUGGAUACCAAGCCAAAAGACUCAUGGCACACAAGGCCUGUAGUCUAGCACAUGUAUUUGUUUUUUGACUGAAAACAGACUGUGUUUUCAGACCAUGGCUAUGGCAGUAUCAUGCAUUGUGGUUACAUAUCCUUAUAAAUGCCACCCAUUGAUUCUCUGUUUCUGAUACCAUUGUUAUAUUGUUUGUUUAUGAAAUGUUUAUAUUAUUACCACUACUCAUGUCUGUUUACAAUGUGUUGCUUAUAUUGUUUAUCCUUAUGUUGUUGCUUAGUUGCACACUCACAUAUUUGGGCCCCAGGCUUCCUGUAUUGCCCCUCUUCUUCCCCCAGCAGUGCCUACUGUUGUAGGAUGUCUAUGGAUAACUGCUCCUUAGGGACCAGGAAUGGAUCUGUUAUCCAGAAAGUCCCAUAACGGGAAGGCCUUCUCCCAUGGACUCCAUUUUAAUCAAAUAAUUUGGUAUUUUAAACAUGUCCUUUAUCUCUGUAAUAAUAACUCAGUACCUUGUACUUGAUGCUAACACUGAUAUAACUGAUCCUUAUUAGAGGUAAAACAGUCCUAUUGGGGUUCUAAGA